CUCUUGACCCGAUGACUUUGUUGUGACUUUUUUUUCUUCUUUUGAUCAUUCAGCCUCGACUCAGAUGCCUUCAUGACUGGAGGUGUCGCUUGUCAGCUGAAAUUGUUUGAUUUCUAAGGGCCUGUUCUUGACUCUGUUUGUGUACUGCUUUUUGGCGUUGGGAUGUUUUGGAGAAGAGGUUUGUUUUGUAGCGGAUAUUUCAAAAGACUUUAGUUUUUAUAUGUAUUUUUGUUUCAUUGUAGAAAGAAGGAGAUUGGUUUUCUGAAACCUGUUGGAUUUGGGGUUGCAUGUUCUUAGUAGGUGAUUGUGGUGGGUGUAUUUUGGUCUUAUGGUGUUUGUUCUUUGGGAAUCAUUCAUUACUUGGAUUCUUGUUCUUUUCUUGUCAGAAGGAGAUUAUUUUUCUGAGACCUGUUGGGUUUAGGGGUGCAUGCUAUUAGGUUGUGGGUUCUUGGAUGAGAGGUGAUGUGGUUGGUAUUUUUUGGUCUUCUGAUGGUGUUUGUUCAUUUGGAGUAGUUGACUUGGUUUCUUGUUCUUCUCUUGUUAGAUGAAGACUAUUCCUUCUGAAACCUGAAACCUGUUGGGUUUGAGAGUGCAUGCAAUUUGGUUGUUCCUGCUUGGAUGAGAGGUGAUGUGAAGGAGAUUAUUUUUCUGAAGCCUGUUGGGUUUGAGAGUGCAUUCCAUUAGGUUGUGGAUUCUUGAAUGGUAGGUGAUGUGGUUGGUAUCCUUUUCGGUCUGAUGGUGAUGUUUUUUCUUCUUAAAUUGUUGAUUACUCGGUUUCUUGUUCCUCUCUUUUCAAAAUGAGUUUAUCCCUUCUGAAACCUGUUUAUUUUGGGGGUACACGCCAUUUAUUCGUGGGUUCGUGGUUGAGAGGUGAUAUAUUGGUGUUUUUUUGGUCUUCUUAUGGUGUUUGUCCAUUUGGGGGUGUUGGUUGCUUGGUUUCUUGUUCUUUUCUUGUUGGAAGGAGAUUCAUUUUGUGAAACGUGUUGGGUUUGGAGCUGCAUACGAUUAGUUCGCUGGUUCUUGGAUGAGAGGUGAUGUGGUUGGUAUUCUUGUGGUCAUAUGAUGAUGUUUGUUGUUUUAGGAUCAUUGAUUGCAUCGUUUCUUGUUCAUUUCAUGUCGAGAGGAGAAUAUUUCUUCUGAAACCUGUUGGUUUUGAGACGCAUGCCAUUAAAUUAUGGGUUCUUGGAAGAGAGGUGCUCCCAUCUCUCUUUCAGCACAUCGAUAGCGAUUAUUGUUAUUAGUCAAUGUUAGCUAGGUCUUAUAACUAGAAAGAGAUUGUACUUGCUCCAGACUUGGUUAUCUAUGGAAUUGAGAUAUGUAUCUUGAUGCAAAUUCAUCUGAAAUGCAAGAAUUGGCAUUAAAAGUUCACAGAAUAGUUCACUCUAUUCAACAUCUACUUGUGAGUUCGAUCCUACUUGUUGGAAUUCUAGUAGUGCAAUUACUCCACAGUCUUCUUGUUCCAAGAACUUGAAUAUGAACAUGGGUUUCUUGGCGAAAGAUGGCAACCAAGUAAAGCAAUUAAGCCAUCCAAUAUCUGACCAUGAUUCAUCAACUCAGUCCACUGGUCAAUCCUGUCAAGAAGCAUCAGGAACGAGUGAAGACAAUGUUCAUGAGCAACAUAUUUCAGUAAACUCUGGUGUUGGUAAUACAUACAAGAAUUUGGUUGAUGGUCAUAUGAAGCCCAUUUUAUCUCUGGGAACUUCAGAAACUGCAUUUUCAUUUCCAAAACUGGAUUAUAGCCAGUCUUUUGCUCAUGUGCCUUACCCUUGUGCUGACCCAUACUUUGGUGGUAUCCUUGCGUUGUGCGGACCACAUGCUAUGAUUCAUCCACAAAUGGUGGGAAUAGCGUCCUCUGGUAGAGUUCCACUGCCUCUUCAACCUGCAGCAGAAGAGCCACUUUAUGUCAAUGCGAAACAAUAUAAUGCAAUACUUCGAAGGAGGCAACUGCGAGCAAAGUUGGAGGCUCAAAAUAAACUCAUAAAGGCUAGAAAGCCAUAUCUUCAUGAGUCUCGCCACCUUCAUGCAAUGAAGAGGGCAAGAGGAUCUGGCGGACGGUUCCUCAACACAAAGCAGCUCCAGCAGCAGAAGCAGACCCAGACUUCGGCAAUAUCAGGUUGCCAGGAUCACUCUGGCUCAAAGCUCUGCUCAGGAAGCGGCUCGAUUGGUUCAUCUGCCCCUUCGAUCAACUCCAACAUCAGAACUGCUUCUACGAACGGAAGCAUGUUAACACAGCAGGAUCACUUGAGCUUUCCAUUUCCCGAUUUCCAUUCAAACGUCGGAGUGGGCACACAAGGCGGACAUACCAUGAUGGGUGGUGUGGUUCAGAGCUUCAAGUCUUAGCGAUGAGAUAAAACUUGGGGCAUGAACUGGCAAAAUUCAUCAUGGUGGUUCCCUGGCAAUUCAUCCUUGGCUUUUGGUAUCUCAUCUCAUUCGAUACGGAAUCGAACUUUAGUAGGAGUGUAUCAGACCUUUGUUUAAAUUGCAUGAGUGGAAGAGAUAACGGUGUGCAUCAGAUCAUGAUCUCAGCUGCUCAAACAAAUGCAUGGAUCCUACCCUCGUUGUAACUUUAUGGAGUGUUGACAAUUUAUUGGAAAUCUUGUUCUUAUCUUGACAGUUGAAAACA
Molecule: messenger RNA, 2623 nt
Organism: Musa acuminata subsp. malaccensis (wild Malaysian banana)
Lineage: Eukaryota; Viridiplantae; Streptophyta; Magnoliopsida; Zingiberales; Musaceae
Source: RefSeq, a predicted model, not a curated record